AUGCCGCGUAGCGCCCUCUUCGUUAUUGACAUUCAGCGCGAGCUCGCGCAUGACCCAAAGACCCGAAUUCCUCAUGCGGACCGGAUCUGCUCCGCCGGCGAGAAGAUCCUAGCAGCUGCUCGGAAUAUUGUCGACCAGUAUCGGACGGCUCAGAAACAGUCGCCCUCGAUUAUCGUCUUUGUCCAACACGAAGAGAAGCCAGAAGACGGCACCCUAGUGAGAGACACCGAGCCAUGGAGGCUGGUAUUCGAGCCACGGGAAGGCGUCCAAGAGGAAAGCCUUGUCGCGAAAACGACGCAAAACACAUUUGAGUCAAACCCUGACCUUGCGGACAAGCUGAAAGCCGACGACAUCACAGAGAUUGUCACAUUUGGCAUACAGAGUGAAUGCUGCGUUGUUUCCACCUCCAGAGGGGCUUUGGAAGCCGGCUUCAGGGUAACGGUAUUGCAAGGUGCCCACUCAACUUAUGAUACCGAGUCCAAGUCUGCUGUUGAGAUCGAGAAGGAUGUUGAGCAACAGCUGAGAGAGAAAGGCGCGGAUGUCAUUCCGUGGGAGGACGCGAUAGCCUCCUGGGAGCAGCGUCGCAUGAUCUCGAGCUAUUCAAUCUUUUCGGAAUUGUGA
Molecule: messenger RNA, 621 nt
Organism: Diaporthe amygdali
Lineage: Eukaryota; Fungi; Ascomycota; Sordariomycetes; Diaporthales; Diaporthaceae
Exons: 2
Coding region: 1-621 (206 amino acids)
Source: RefSeq, a predicted model, not a curated record